GUUGGUCGUGGAAGCGAUUACGAGGCCGGUGAGGUUCCUCGUGACCCUCCACAAUAUUCUCGAUUGGAUCGAUAUUCAGCUGAUUUGGGAAACUUGUGGGGCACCCUUGAUCUGUAUUCAUUGAUAGACGAAUAUCUAUCUACCAUUCACAAGAGAGGAUGAGUUUUUAGAGUCUUUCCGUCUAGAGGAAUUUUGUCUAAGAGUUUUUCUCAAAAUGGUCAAUUAUUGGAAUUAAUGGGUUUCACUCUUGAUUCCAACCAAUUUCUGAUCACAUUUGCUUUGUGUUGCCGACUGCAAGAACUUAGAUCUUGAGAAGGGCAUUGAGUAAGUGCAGUCUCAGAUCAUGAUCUCAGGAAUUGCUCUUUUUUCCAUGUUAAGACCAUUUAAUUUUGGGGGUAAAAUUUGUGCAAGAAAUUCUGGGUUGCUGAGUGGGGGGGCUAUCAUAUCAUCCGUCUGUCAUUUUGGGAUAGCAUGGUGUUGGGCCUGGUUGGAGUAAGAUGUGUUAAAAUACCAAUCAUAAUUGACUCAUGGUGAGCGAGGGUUCUCUUAAGAAAUUGAAGGUGAUCAAAUAACAAGCUAGAGACGUAUUGGUCUGCCUGGUUGAGACUAUUGGUAUGAGCUCUAAAUGAACUUACAGGUGCAUUGACCAACGGUUAAGGGCUACCAGCUUUACUCUGGUAUUUGACUCGUAUGAAGUGGAGAUGCCAAUUUAUGUCAUGUGGUGGAUUUUUUCACUGUCUAGAUUUCCAUCUGAGGGAUGCAAUUAUUCUCGUGGAGAGACAUUGAUUGAGCUGUAUUGGUGUAUUAAGGGCCAUCUGAAUCAUGUGUAGCAACUUCUUGAUCUAUUUGUCGGGUUCAUAAAGGGUUGAUUUGCAGGUGAAGUUUGGGAUCUUCACAUUUCAUUUCGUACGACACCCUGCAAAUUAGGGAUUUGUUUCAACUAAAUAUAUGGUAGUGUGAAUGGGCAUAUCAAUGGCACCCGGUGGAUUAAUAGUUGGAUUAACUGGAUUCCUUUCAUCGUAUGAACUCUUACAUAUUUUUUUUGUGGUCAAUGACUGAAGAUAUCAUUGGUCAUUUCAAGAGGAUAUAGUUAAGCCCACUAGAUUCUGCAGAAAAUUAUUCUAGCGGCAUGCAUGGAAAUCCAUUGGUAUAUUUCUGAAAGCCGUAGAGGAACGAACUAUUGUGACCAUGCAAGUAAGAUUUGGAGUUUGAUUUCUGAAUUAACCAAUGAGUAGGAUGGGUGCCAUUGUUUAAUCUGGUUUUUGGAUGCUUCAAUUUGUGUGGAUUUUUUAAUGACGGUUUUUUUCCUGUGAGCUUUUCACUGUGGUCUUACUGAGCCUCCCAGGUGCAAUUCAACUGAAGAAUUCUGUAUUUAAGCAUGGGUUGAUUAUGCUGUGUGAUUAUUUUUGUACGUGUUGUUCAUUUAAGAUUGGGCUAUGGGUGGAUGUCCUUCCUCAUUGCCAGGACAUCACCACACUGAUUUUUUUUUUUUUCUUCAAGACUUGUGCUUUUGGUCUCAUUGCUGGGUUUGUGAAAUUGGAAAUAGAUUACCUGUAGGCUAUGAUAACUCAAAAUGUGGGUUUUACAUGUACUAACACUGGACAUGUGGAAAGAAGGACAUGUGUACGUUGCAAGUUGCUAUGGUUUUGCUAUCUUAUUUGCUUCUAUUAAAGUUUCUGAUGAUAUGGGUGGUAACGUUUUGAACCUAUACGGGCAGUUAUCAUCAGAACUUUCUCUCUUGUCUGCAUCUUUGCACCUUCUAUUGCUCUGUCCACAGAGAGGAGAUGCCAACAAUGAAUGGCAAUGGUUGUCAAUUUGUUUGGAUGGUCCUUUUGCAGUUGUAUCAGGGAAAAUCUUUGGAGAUAUAUGGAUGUUGUACAUCAAAUAAGCUUCCUAUACAAUAUGUUACUUUUCUUAAUAUCUUAUAAAUCCACUACCAUCUUUAUUUCAGGAUAUAGAAUACAUGCAGGUUCAGCUUCUCCAACACGUCAUCGGGAUGAUCAACGGUAUGUUUCUGAUUUUGAUCGUUCUGGUGAUCUCAUGCGGGGCCGUGAAUUUGGAGGCAGGAGCGAUCAUGGUAGAUAUCGGGAGACUUCACCCCAUUACAGUCGAAGAAUAAGUGGUGGCAGGCCAUAUGGGAGAGGUUUUGAUAGUCCUGGACUUGCUCCUGGGCCAUUUAGAGGUGAACGUAGUAAUAAUCCAAAUGUGCGUCCUAGGGAUGGGGAUUGGUAUUGCUCAGAUCCUUUAUGUGACAACCUAAACUUUGGAAGACGAGAAUUUUGUAACAAAUGCAACAGACCCCGCACUGGAGCUGGUGGAAGACCUCGAAGAGGCCAUGUUGGUGGUCCACCAUCCCUGCAUUCUCCUCCUAGACGCUUUACUGCCCACCCAAUUGAACGUUCUCCUGGCAGGACUCCUAAUGAAUAUAGGUCUCCUCCCCGUGCUUGGACCAGGGGUUGUUCCAGGGACAUUGCAGCUGGUGGUCUGGCACCUCAGAGGUAUGAAAACAGGUACUCCGACCUGCGGAGGGAUCGGGUGGAUUAUCUAGAAGACAGCUUCAGAGGAAGGUCCAAGUUCGACAGGCCAAUUCUUUCCGAUUGGCCCCUUAGAGACCAUGAAAGAGAUGAGUUCAUCCCCGAGAGGAAGGGAUUUGAAAGAAGGCCACCAUCCCCACCACUGCCGUUGCUUCCUCAGCGUGGCCGCUGGGCACGUGAUGUGAGAGAGAGGAGCCGCUCCCCAAUUAGAGAUCCAAUUAGAUCUCCAUUGAGAGUCUCGCUUCGGUCUCCACGCGGCCUUCCACCAAAAGACUUCCGUAGAGAUGUGUUUGUCGAAAGGGAGCACAUUUAUAGGCGCGGCCUUGGACAAGAGCGCGAUGGAGGUCCAUUUUAGCGUUGAGAAUUGAGCAGCACCCCGUAAUCUGUGUUUAGAGCCUUGGAAAGAGGAUGUUAAGAAGAGCCUGCUUAAUUUUUUCCCGACAGGCCCUGUGUGUUGGAACCUGCUAAUGGGGUCCUCUAUCUUCUGCCUCCUAUAUUUCGUAUUUCUUCUUAUUAUUAUUGUAUGGUGUAGUUAGUUGUUGACAGCCUUCAAAAAUAUUGAAGUAAAUGGCUUGCAUAUAUACUGUGUAUCUUUGGUUUA
This is a messenger RNA of Cucurbita maxima (winter squash), 3135 nucleotides long. RefSeq lists its product as uncharacterized. NCBI's taxonomy places the organism in Eukaryota, Viridiplantae, Streptophyta, Magnoliopsida, Cucurbitales, Cucurbitaceae. The transcript has 4 exons. Gene Ontology annotation, molecular function: RNA binding; transcription coregulator activity. Gene Ontology annotation, biological process: regulation of DNA-templated transcription. Bases 1798 to 2889 code for a protein of 363 amino acids. Gene Ontology annotation, cellular component: nucleus. The record is from RefSeq and is a predicted model, not a curated record.